Messenger RNA from Peromyscus leucopus (white-footed mouse), 840 nucleotides. RefSeq names its product ficolin 3 (gene Fcn3). The record is from RefSeq and is a predicted model, not a curated record. Lineage: Eukaryota; Metazoa; Chordata; Mammalia; Rodentia; Cricetidae.
AUGACACAUUCGAAUGCCGGCUGUGCCCGGAGCUCGUCCACAAGGCUGGAGAUCCUUAUGAGGCCAUGCUCCGAGGUCACCAUCUGGUCUCUAGCUGUGGUAAUGAAGCGUGGCUACCUUGGCAAAUUUGAAAUCACCGAUGGCCACAGAGCUGGGAACACCGUUGUCAAUCAUCCGGGUCUCAAGAGCUGCCAGAAACUGCUGAGUCCCAGUGCUGCCUUGAGUGGUUGGUACUAUUUGUGUCUACCAGCUCUCCCAGUCUUUUGAGACAUGGACACUUCAGGGAGUAGCUGGCUGGUGUUCCGGGCACGACAGGAUGGGUCUGUGGAUUUCCUCCACUCUUGGACCUCCUACAAAGCAGACUAGAGACAGCAGUCUGAGUUCUGGCUGGAGAAUGAGAAUUUACACUAGCUUACUCUGGAGGGUGAGUUCCCAGCAAGAGGGCGGGGCAAGCCCAAAUCCCUACCAUCCCAGCCUCCCCUUCCUCCCGGUGCCCAGGGAGGGCAGAUAGAGCUGGAAGACUUCGAAGGCACUGGUACCUUCGUCCGCUUGAAGUACUGCCAGUGGGUGCUGGGCAAGUUCUUAGAGGGCACUGCAGGGGAGGGACUCUCCCACAAUGGGAAGGCUUUUACCACCUAUGACGCAGACCAUGAUUCAAGCUAGGGCAACCGUGCAGUGGCGGUCCCUGACUGGUGGUACAGAUCCUGCUACUGAGCCAGUCUUGAGGGGUUCUAUUACUAUGCUGCAUCGGAGACCACUGCCCACAAGUAUGGCAUCGACUAGGCCCCAGGCAGAGGCGUGGGUCACCCCUACUGCAGGGUUCACAUGAUGCUUCCCUAG